GAGCGGCUGGUGAGUUCGAUUUGGUUAGCAGUCCAGCGCUUUAACCACUGCGCAGCCAGGGCACCUUGUUUAUAACCUAGUUAUAUGAAAUUCUUAGCCUUAGUAUGAUCAAUGACUCUGGCCAGGGGACAUAAUUGGCUUCAGUUUAAUAUCCUCAAGACUUGUAUAUCCCUUUGUACAUCUCAUCUGUGCUCUUUUGAUUAGGAAGUGGCUGCCUGAACUACUUUGCAAAGGAUAAACAUUAUAAAUCUUUGAAUACAGCAGCUCACCACGAAGAUCCUAUUGGUUUUGAGGGACCACAGCUUCCAGCAGCCACAAGGGAUGCUGCCACUCAGGUGCCAGCUGAAACAAGCUCCUCCUCGGAAGGCUUUGUGUAGGUUUUGGGCUGUGAUGGGGAAACUGCAAAGCAAACUCAAACACAGCACUUAUAAAUACAGCAGGCCUGACGAAGUUAUAGAAGAGAGGAUUCAAACUAAAACCUUUCAAGAGUAUAGCCCCGCCCAUGUGGAUACCGUCUCUGCUGUUGCUGCUCUGAACUCAGAACUUUGUGUCUCCGGAGGAAAAGAUAAGACAGUUGUGGCCUAUAAUUGGAAAACUGGAAAUGUGGUGAAAAGGUUCAAAGGACAUGAACGUGAAAUCACGAAGGUAGCCUGUAUUCACAAAUCAAACCAGUUCUUCAGCGCCUCUCGUGACAGAAUGGUCAUGAUGUGGGACUUACAUGGUUCCUCACAACCAAGGCAGCAGUUCUCAGGCCAUGCCAUGGUGGUUACUGGAUUGGCUGUGAGUCCAGACUCCAUACAGCUGUGCACUGGCUCUCGGGACAACACCCUGCUUCUGUGGGACGUGGGAACUGGACAGUGUGUGGAGAAAGCUUCUGUCUCCAGAAACCUGGUCACUCACCUAUGCUGGGUCCCCAGGGAACCAUAUAUCCUACAGACCUCUGAAGAUAAAACCGUCAGAUUAUGGGACAGUCGGGGACUGCAUGUAGCUCAUGUGUUUCCUGCAAAACAGCACAUUCAGACCUACUGUGAGGUCGGUGAGGAUGGACACAAGUUUAUCUCCUGCAGCAGUGGCUUUGGAGGGGAAGGCUGUGAAGCCACGUUGUGGGACCUAAGGCAGACGCGCAACAGAAUAUGUGAAUAUAUGGGGCAUUUCCAGACAGUUGCAUCCUGUGUCUUUCUACCAAAAGCAUUGGCCUCAGUGCCUGUAAUUGCUACCUCAUCACAUGACUGCAAGGUGAAGAUUUGGAAUCAAGAUACUGGAGCCUGCCUUUUCACCUUGUCUCUGGAUGGAUCAGGGCCCUUGACUUCCUUGGCUGUUGGCGACACAGUCUCCUUAUUGUGUGCAAGUUUCAGCAGAGGAAUUCAUUUACUCAGAGUGGACUGCAGGCGAGGGCUGGAACUGCGGGAAGUGACAGCAUUCUGA
Messenger RNA from Trichechus manatus latirostris (Florida manatee), 1425 nucleotides. It is a transcript of the gene WDR31, whose product is annotated as WD repeat domain 31. The coding region runs from base 322 to 1425 and encodes 367 amino acids. The transcript has 11 exons. The record is from RefSeq and is a predicted model, not a curated record. Gene Ontology annotation, molecular function: protein binding. Lineage: Eukaryota; Metazoa; Chordata; Mammalia; Sirenia; Trichechidae.